AAUGAUGCCUCGUUUGGGUCAGCGCGUCUUUGAUUCAUUUUUCCCUCGAUGUUGAAAAGAACCACUCAUUAGCCUUGAAGAGCGUUUUAUACAUUUCCUUAUUUCCGGUACCCAACUUCUCUUUCAGAUGAUAAUCUAGUUGUCACCUAACGAUCAGUUGUAUUAUUUGUUACUGCUUCCGCUGCGUGCUCUUCGCAAGCUUCUUUCCAAAAGUCGGGAUUUCUGGCCAUGGCACUUUGAUUUUCCAGUCGACCUAUGUCUAUUUAUGGCCUGUGCGACGUCAGCGAGACGAAUUCCAGAAGGAUUUCCUGCUGUGACCAUUUCAUAAUAUAGGUUCGAGCGUCCGCUGACUUUGAGAGCUCCGGCACCGACAUACAUAAGGGCUAGUAAAGGGGAGUCUCCCAAAAAAACAAGUCAGCCGUCGAUAUACCUGAGUUUCAAACUCCAAACCCCUCAUUAGGAGCAAUUCGGGGUACCUCUGCUGUUUCCGUAAAUCGUUCAUUACAACAUGAGUCUGGAUCGUCAGGAAUCGGUUCGUCACGAUGAGCCAAAGACUUCAAGGGACAAUACCCUGGCCAAGUUAACCCAGCUGCCGCCGACUUCAGCUUCGAUCAAGGAAGCGUCUUCGGGAAACAGCAGCAAACUCGUUGGUAAAAUUAAGGGCAGAAUUUCGGAACCUGUCAUGGCAGCUUUCAUUGCUGGGGGUGUGGCAGGUGCAGUAUCCAGAACCAUCGUGUCGCCACUUGAGCGACUAAAAAUCCUGCUUCAAAUACAGAGUGUUGGCAGGGAAGAGUACAAGCUGUCUCUAUGGAAGGCUCUUGUGAAGAUCGGCAAAGAGGAAGGAUGGAGAGGGUUUAUGCGGGGCAAUGGUACCAAUUGCAUUCGGAUAAUCCCUUACUCUGCAGUUCAAUUCGGAAGUUACAACUUUUACAAAAGGUUUGCAGAACCAACUCCGGAUGCUGAAUUGUCACCAGUACGCCGGCUCAUUUGCGGAGGCGCCGCUGGAAUUACAUCAGUCACUAUAACUUAUCCUCUUGACAUUGUUCGGACACGUCUUUCUAUCCAAUCAGCGUCGUUCGCAGCGCUCAGUCAGCGCGAUGGCAACGGGAAGCUACCGGGCAUGUUCGGCACUAUGGUCUUAAUAUACAAGACCGAGGGUGGUAUUUUGGCGCUCUAUCGCGGAAUCAUUCCUACCGUGGCCGGCGUCGCCCCAUAUGUUGGUUUGAAUUUCAUGACAUACGAAUCGGUUCGAAAGUAUUUGACUCCCGACGGUGACAAGACUCCUAGUUCACUGCGUAAGCUACUAGCGGGCGCUAUUUCAGGAGCAGUGGCUCAAACAUGUACUUAUCCAUUUGAUGUUCUACGGCGGCGUUUCCAGAUCAAUACAAUGUCUGGAAUGGGUUAUCAGUAUGCAUCCGUCUGGGACGCCGUGAAAGUAAUUGUUGCAGAAGAGGGAACGCGUGGUCUUUUUAAAGGAAUCGUCCCCAAUCUUUUGAAAGUGGCACCGAGCAUGGCGAGUAGUUGGCUCAGUUUUGAGCUAACGAGGGACUUUCUUGUUCAGCUGAAUGACAAAUGAUAUCGCCAUGACUCGGAAGGGAUAUUUCGCCGAUCCCUAAGUUUCGCCUUUGGUGUCGUAGCUUGGAGGAUUACCACAUGAGCAUCGCUUUAUACCAGAUGGUCUAGAUGUGGGAACCAGUUGAUGGCUAUUUUAAGGAACCUAUGCAAGGUCCUACAUUGCCUCAUUUGAAGAUGAUAUGAAACAUGCUAUAUGGCUAUAGGUGUAUCUAGCUUGUCCGCAAAUUUUACACUACGCAAGGAGUGAGAAAAAAUGAGGAAGAUACUAAACAAACUGCAAAAAAUAGAGUGUAAGUGAAUGAGUGAA
Messenger RNA from Aspergillus caelatus, 1882 nucleotides. Its product is annotated as putative mitochondrial carrier protein. Gene Ontology annotation, biological process: transmembrane transport. Lineage: Eukaryota; Fungi; Ascomycota; Eurotiomycetes; Eurotiales; Aspergillaceae. The transcript is spliced from 5 exons. The coding region runs from base 509 to 1576 and encodes 355 amino acids. The record is from RefSeq and is a predicted model, not a curated record.